Molecule: messenger RNA, 2719 nt
Organism: Eurypyga helias (sunbittern)
Lineage: Eukaryota; Metazoa; Chordata; Aves; Eurypygiformes; Eurypygidae
Gene: PECAM1
Product: platelet/endothelial cell adhesion molecule 1
Exons: 16
Biological process (GO): cell surface receptor signaling pathway
Molecular function (GO): transmembrane signaling receptor activity
Source: RefSeq, a predicted model, not a curated record
AUGUAUCUUGCUCUUCUGGUGAUUUUCUUGCAGUGUUCAGAACUUUACACUCAGGAGAGAGUUUUUACUUUCAACACAGUUGAAGUCAAGGUUCAGCCAUCUGUCAAAGUAAAGAAUGGAGCUCCUAUGUCAAUUAUCUGCCAUGCCGAUAUUAGCAAAAGUGGUGAUUUCCAGCUGAAGCACAAUUUUACAGUUUUUAAGGAUGGCAAACUUGUGUUCACGACUGUAUCGGAAAAAAGAGAUGCACAAUAUGAAAUAUCUAUGGCUAGAUCUUCAGAUACAGGAGAGUAUGAAUGUGUUGUGGAAGCAAACAGAAAGAUGAAAUCUAGUAACCCUGUACAUGUUUGGGUAACCGGAAUGACCAAGCCAAUAUUGACCGCUGAGAAAAAAGAAGUUUUAGAGGGUGAAGUUGUAAAAUUACGUUGUGAGCUGCCAGAAGAAGAACCUCCUUUAUAUUUCUUUUUCUGGAAGAUAAAGAGUAAUUCAACACCUAAGGAAAAGCACGUAUAUGAACCACACAGAAAUUUUUCUGAAGUGACAUUUUCUGUUGAAGAGGGAGAUAAUAUUUUACAUUUUGAUUGUUUUGGUAAGAGAAAUGUAAAUCUCGAAUUUGAAAGCUCAGAACACAGCAACAAAACGCUUGUUACAGUCAGGGAACCAUUUAUAAAGCCUACUUUGAAUGCCAAGCCCUCAAGUAAUGUUACAGAAGGAGACAGAAUACAGUUUGAAUGCUCAACUGUGGCAGCCCAAAUGCGUGACAUUGAAAUCAUACUGCAGAAAAACAAAACAAUACUGAAGAGUGUACAAGAUGAGAAACUUUUGAAAUACUCUGCAGUAGCUACUCUAGAGGAUAGUGGUGAAUACCUGUGUAAGGUGGAGCAAGGGAGAGCAUCUAAAGCCACUAAACUGAAUGUUGUUGUGUCAGAGUUAUUCCCCAAGCCAAUAUUGGCUGCUUCUAUGACCAAGCUGGAUGAAAAUAAAGAAUUAACUUUGAGUUGCAGCAUUAAUGGUUUUCGGAAAGCUAACUUCUCUAUAUUACAAAAGAAUUCAAAUGGAGACAUCUUGUUGAAAAAUUCUAGAAACUUAACAAUCAGAGUUAAUGUGAAUGAUACUGGAACCUAUAUCUGUAAAGCUGAAGUAAAAGGAAUAGUCAAAGAGAGCAAACCUGUAAGGAUAAACGUUUAUGCUCCAGUCUCCAAGCCAACCCUUUCUGUUGUCAGUGGUUUACCAGAAGUGGUGCUGGGGAGGCCUCUACGGUUAAUUUGUCAUUCAGCAAUGGGAACACCACCAAUAAAUUUCACAUUCUACAAAGGAAAUGAAGUUAAGAAAACAGUAAUUAAUGACACAUAUGCUACAUUCUUGGAUGAAAAUAUUAGACAGAAUGACAAAAGAGGAUACAGAUGUGAUGCUAGGAAUAAUCACUCCAGUAGUACGAAAACUAGCAAUAUUCUAAACAUCACAGUAAUAGUUCCUCUGUAGUACCCAUACUUGGGCAGUGUUCCAUAUGGACAAGUGGAAGAUGGCAGAGAGACUGUUUUUCUUUGCUCUGUGAAUGAAGGAUCUUGGCCAAUCCUCUUCAGGAUUUUUAGAAAAACUGAUCGUGAAGUACUUUUAUUUGAAAAACUUGAACAUGCACACAGAGUCGUGUGGCGCAAGGAAGCAAUGAACAAGCAGGACACAGGGACGUAUUACUGCGUGGCUUCUAAUCGAGCUAGUGUGGAUGUGAAAAGUCAUCCAAUAACCAUCAGCGUCAUCUUAGCGGCUUGGCAGAAAGGAAUCAUUGCUGCAUUUGUCCUAAUACCUAUUGCAGGAGCAGUAACUCUCACUUUAUGGUGGUUUUUGUGUAAGAAGAAAAAGGCUAAAGGACCGUCCAUGGAGAUGUCUGGUUCUGCCUUGGCUACAAACUUGACAAGUGAAAAACUGACAAGACAGCACAAUGAUGGAGACUACUAUUCAGGAUCAGGUUACAUUGAAGAUGGUGAAAAUCACAUGAAAUCAACAGAUGAGAGUAAAGGACCUGACCUUGAGAGUGCUGAGGUGGAGUACACUGAAGUUGAAGUAUCAACGCUUGAUCCUCACAGAGCUCCUGUACAGAAGGGGACUGAAACAGUUUAUAGUGAAAUCAGAAAAGCUAAUAAUGAUUCUGUGGAAAACAGGCAUUCUAGAAUACAAGGGCAUCCUGAUGCUACUUAGAACAGUCAUCUCAAACAUCAGCUGGGAGAAGAAAACAAGCCAAGAUGGAAGAUGUUGCAAAUGUUUCAAAAGCUAUGCAGCACAUUUAUGAGUUUGCCAGGCUCUUCUUUACAAAGUUUACUUCCUCAGGGGGAACAAUAGAGAUGUUCCUAAAGCAUUUAAUGGAAAAAAUUACAAAUAAAAACUCUCAUAGGAAAGUGGCUCUAGAAACCAGUGACCUAGGUUCCCAUCUUUAAUUUUUCCUGCUAAUGCAAUUUUGCCUUUCUAGUCUCCAAUUCACCAUGCUCCAAGGAAAUAAAAGGGGAAACUACAGCUGUAGAAGUGCAUUUCUACAGUUCAGUAACUACUGUGAUGCCAGUAGGAUGUAGAAGUAUCUAAGCUUGCUUGAAACUAGCUAACUUGAUUAUGAGUAACACUCUACUGUGGCAGAACAGAGCUCAGCACAGCUUGGCCAGCCAUGUAUGUACUUUGACAUGAACUUGCAGCUUGUGCUGAACUCCCUGUGCUGCAGCAGCUGGACUGCUAC